UGUUCUGCAGAGAUUCCAUUUUACAGGACUCGCUGCUCGGCGUUAAAAACUUGUGUGUAAGUAGGAAGUAGCCAAGGACACUGGCGACACGUAGUCAUAUGAAGGCGUGCUAGAAACGGGAAGCUAAUCCUUGGUGGAGUAUUGAGGAAUAAAUGAUGAUCUAAAAAAUGAAGACAAGAAGACUUUAACACCAAAAGCGCUUCAGGUUAUGGGUGUGUAGAAACUUUUCUUCUGUAAUCUCCACCGUACAAAUAUGGACUUGGAGGAGCAAAACAUGCCAUCGGUGACAGAGAGGACAUCGCUCAAGCUCUCUCACAUACAUAAAUCACCAAGUGUGACAUCAAAUGAAAAUAGUCAAGAUGCACAACAGAAAGGUGGCUGGGAGAUAAUGGAAAACCUACAGGAGCCAAAGGGCAAUGUGCAGAAACCAAGAAAGCAAGAAGGCUUCCUGCUGAAGAAGAGGAAGUGGCCAAUGAAAGGCUGGCACAAGAGAUACUUUCUUUUGGAAAGGGGGAUCCUAAUGUAUGGCAAAACAGCUGAUCUGAAGAAGGGGAAACUCCGCGGCCGCAUUGACAUUGGUCUCUCUGUCAUGUCCAUCAAGAAAAAGACCAUGUGUAUUGAUCUGGACGCAGAAGACAGCAUUUACCAUCUAAAGGUAAAGUCACGGGAUCAGUUUGAUGAAUGGGUGUCACAGCUACGAAAUCACCGCAUAUUCCGUCAGAAUGAGAUAGUAAUGGAUCCUCAAGAGUGCCAUCUACACUCGGACUCUGCAUCACUCAGAAGGCAAGCUGUUCUCUCUAAACAACCUUCUGUCCUAUCAAAGAACAGUUGGCUACAGAGCUCAGAAGACAUGAAGAAAUGCUGUAGAGAACUGUCAGAGUGUGAAUCAUCUCUGCUAGAAUUAAAUCUGCUGUUGAAGAAUAUGGAAGUAUUGCAUCGCACAUUCUCUGCCCCUGCUAUAAACACAUUGCAGACUGAAGUUCCCAAGAAAGAAAAGAAAGGAACAAGGAGAUGGAGGUCCAAAAAUCACAGAAAAAAUAGCAAAGACACCAUACAGGUUUCUGGCUCAACUUCAUCUGCUCAUCUACAUGUUUCAAACCCAAACCUGACAUAUUCUGAGCCUUGCUGUCCAGAGUCACAUCUAGACACGCCAGACUCACCCACUGAUGCCUCGCAGUUGCAGGAGGACUUCUGCAGGUUGGCCAGUACUGUGUGUGCCACCUUGAAAUCUACAUACAUGUCUCUGUGUAAUGAGAGAGACAGAGUUAGAUGCACUCUGGAAUUAAAGAGCAUUCCUGAUAAGGACAUGACCGACGGGCCCCAACACCUCCUGCAACAGGUGUCAAAUGAAAUGCGAGGCUCAAUCCCUGAGUCACUGUCAGAGUUUUUUGAUGCAAAAGAGUACCUGCUUUCUUCCAGCUCCUCUGAGAAUGAGGCCUCAGAUAAUGACUCCUGCUUAAGUGAUGUGAGUGAUAAUGCUUCUGUGGAGCUCUGCAGCAGCGAGGGAGGGAUUGAGAAGGACAACACAGACAGAAGCAUGGUGCAACGGCGCUUAAGGCUACCGAGUGCGUGUGUCAGUGGGGGUGUGAAUGUGUGGAGCAUUCUCUCUGCCAACAUUGGGAAGGACCUCUCGAAGGUGGCCAUGCCAGUACAGCUCAACGAGCCUGUCAACACACUGCAGAGACUCUGUGAGGAGAUGGAGUACUGUCACCUGCUGGACACAGCUGCACACACGCAGGACCUGCAUAUGCGCAUGGUGUACGUUGCAGCAUUUGCUGUGUCGAUGUAUGCAUGUACGUUUACCAGAGCAGGGAAAAAGCCCUUUAACCCUGUACUGGGAGAGACAUACGAAUGUGAGCGUCCAGACAAGGGUUUCCGCUUCAUCUCGGAGCAGGUAAGCCACCACCCUCCUGUGUCUGCAUGCCACUGCGAAUCCAAAAACUUCACACUUUGGCAGGAUGUCCGGUGGAAGAACAAAUUUUGGGGCAAGUCCAUGGAGAUUGUCCCAGUGGGAACCACCCAUAUAGUGUUGCCAUGUUUUGGGGAUCAUUACGAGCUGAACAGGGUCACCUCCUGUAUCCAUAACAUCCUAAGUGGUCAGCGCUGGAUAGAACACUAUGGUGAGAUGACAAUCAAAAACACAGGGACUAUCGAAGACACCAGCGUCUGCAAACUUACCUUCCUUAAGUCCAAGUCUAGAAGCUUAAACACUAAUGACGUAGAAGCAGUAGUUACUGAUUCGGAGGGGCACGUGGUUCACUCACUCUUUGGUAAAUGGAAUGAGGCCUUGUACCUCGGGGACCCACCCUCAGCCAUCUGCAUCUGGAGAGCCAACCCCAUGCCUGAGGACUAUGAACAAUACUACGGCUUCACUCAAUUUACUGUUGAAUUGAAUGAGUUGAAUGAGAGCAUAAGUCCAUUCUUGCCCCCAACGGAUACACGUUUCAGACCAGACCAGAGGUUGCUGGAGGAAGGAGAUAUUGCUGGAGCAGAAGAACAGAAGGAAAGGAUAGAGUCACUGCAGAGGGAGAGAAGGAGAUUACUACAGGAGAACAACAUAACUCACACACCCAGAUUUUUCAAGUCCGGUGACUGGGAAGGCCACUGAAGAGCACUGAGCUCAUGUCAAGUUCACGAGACCAGUUUGAGGUGACUUUUGCUUUGUGACAUAGGGCAUUAUCAUGCUGGAAGUAGCCAUUAGAAGAUGGGUAAAUUGUGGAAAUGAAGGGAUGCACAUGUUCAGCAACAAUACUCAAAUAGGCUGUGGAUUAACAGGCCCAAAGUGUGAAAAAGGAAACAUUCCCCACACCAUUACACCUCCUCCACCAGCGGGGACUGUUGACAGAAGGCAGGCUGAGUCCAUGGAUUCAUGCUGUUGGCGCCAAAUUCUGACCCUACCAUCUGUGUGCCUCAGCAGAAAUUGAGAUUCAUCAGACCAGGCUAUGUUUUUCCAGUCUUCACCUGUCCAGUUUUGGUGAGCCCGUGCCCACUGCAGCCUCAGGUUUCUGUUCUUGGCUGGCGGAAGUGGAACCCGGUAUGGUCUUCUGCUGUUGUAGCCCAUCCGCCUCAAGGUUCGACCUUUUGUGCAUUCUGAGAUGCUUUUCUUCUCACCACAAUUGAGUGGUUAUCUGAGUUACUGAGCCUUUCUGUCAUCUGUCAUCAAACAAGCCUGGCCAUUCUCUAUUGACCUCUCUCAUCAACAAGGAGUUUCCAUCUGCAGAACCGAGAUUAUUUUUGUUAUCUUCUAUUAAGGUGGAGAAGUAUGCUAACCUAGCAGCAGUAAGAUCCUUUCUAUAGAUAAGAAGGUGGCUCUUCCAUACAAUUUGGAAUACUUCCAAUUUAGUUUGUCACCAUUUAUGUUCUAACUUUUGAGUGGUGUGUUUUAAGGUGCAAAAAAAAAAUUGACAGUGAAUAUCGUGUUUUCCAGUCAAGAUGGGAAACAGAUUAUCUUUUACCAAGUUCAAACGGGCACUCGUGUUUGGUUUGUUUGGAAACGAAAUCUGUAAUAAAAGAUUUUAAUUUAAAUCGCCAUUACACCACUGCUCACAAAGAGAAGUACAAAAGGUACACCAGUGACAACAGAGUUGCUGCCAUCUCAGAUUUAAAAGGUAAAAUACAUCGUCAGCAAAACCUUUUUGCCAAAUGCAUGACAGUGCAAGAAUCAUCACUAAAGGCAUCUUAUGCGGUUUCACUUGUGUUGGGAAUAGCGGGAAUGUUGUCUGAACUGAUCGGCAAAUGCGUGUCUUUGGUGGGUGGUCUGGUAUGGAAAUCUGACUUUCAUUUCAAAUUAAAUUUCAUUUGACAGUGAAGUCGAUCAUAUGAAUAAGUAUAAUUGCACAAGUUUUAUAGUUAAUAAAUUCUUUAAAAACGCAUUGCAUUAAUUGUACAUUGAUUUGCCUCGAUAAAGAGGAAAUUGAGUACAGCAGUAUAAAAUGUGUUAGCCUAAACAUUCAGUCACCUGAGCACUGACAUGAUUGUAUGCUUGACGCGGUAGCGUAGUGAAGUGCAUAUGUAAGUCACAUUUUAAUUCAAAUGAGGUAGUAUUUUAGGAUGAUUUCUGAAUGGGAUAGUGAGACUAUGUUUUCUAUAUUUAAUCCAAAUUCCAGUUUUUAAAUCAAGGGUGUGUCUGCCAUAAUGAAUGAGACCUAUUCUUCAAAUGAGCUGACUUCAUAUCCAGAUUUUUGUGCAAUAAAUAGAGUAUUAUUAUAAAUAAAUGCGACGCUCCUUCUCUGCCGGUUAAACAAGGGCAGUGCAUAUAAAGUCCCCUCUGAAAGUAUUGAAAUGGCAAGGCCAAUUCUUUUGUUUUUUCUCUACACUGAAGACAUUUGAUGAACAACUUUGAACAUGGCACCUUUUGUUUGAACCCAUCCAUUUUUCAAGUGAUCAACAAUAUUGGAACAUGUGACUGACAGGUGUUUCUUGUUGCCAGGUGUGCCCUGUUAGAUUGAUUGUUUAAACAAUUAAUAGCUCUAAAUUUCUACUCUUGGUUUGAGCCCUGGGUUUCUCCUGUGAAGACUGCAUUUGUUGUUAAAAAGGAUAAACCAACAUGAAGACCAGAGAGCUGUCUAUGGGAGAAAAGCAAGCCAUUUUGAAGCUGUGAAAAGGGGGAACAUCAAUCAAAGCCAUUGCACAAGCAUUGGGCAUAACCAGUACAACAAUUUGGAAUGUCCUGAAAAAUAAGGAAACCACUGGUGUACUAACAACCAGACAUGGAACAGAUUGGCCAAGAAAAACAGCAGCAGGUGAUGACAGAAACAUUGUGUAGCUGUGAAGAAAAACCCCCAAACAACAGUCAGUGACAUCACCAACAACCUCCACAGGGCAGGGGUGAAGGUAUCACAAGCCAAGUCAAUCACCAGACCCAACUGAACAGCAUUUCACCCCCUGAAGAGGAGAUUGAAGGGAGAAAUCCCCCAAAACUAACAACAACUGAAAGAAAUAUUAAGUGGUACUUACUUUAAGACUAUCUGUUACUAUAUUUUUGCUCACCUACUUUUGCUCACGAUUCUAGGAGGGCUAGCUGUGUUUAAUGCUAUAUACUCAUUAGGUCUAAACUUUAUGUUAAACAAAGUCUACUAAAUCCCUGAUUAGUAAUAGUUUAAUUUACACUAAGCACUUUAGAGAGAGCUAAUAUUUAGUGGUUUUAGCUUCACAUCAAAGGUGCUGGCUGGGCAUUCAGUAUGUAACUAGUUUUAUGUUAAUUCAGUUACUAAAACAAACUUUCUAAGUGCUUCUACAUUUUUGUUUACCUUGAGGAACAGUCUCAGUAUGGUGGUACCUGAGUGAUGACUGAACACAGCUAGCAGAUUAGCCUGUUGGUCUUCUCCUGGGCCUUGGCUCUGGACUGUCACUGAUUAAGUAAGCCUGUCCUAAUACUAUGAGCUAUGCUGCAAGAAGUGAGAGCCGCACCUUCCUGAGUGGGAUGGAUACAGUCCUGCCCUAAAAAACUACUCUCUAAAGCCCACACUGUUUUUGGGAGCACAUACACAUCCAGCAGUUCAGGGUUUGCUACCUGUGCCUAGGGCACCCAGAUUUUCCCUGUGGAAACUAUGCUGCUCUUGCUAGUCCUUUUGAGGGGCCCCCCAUCCCCUCCCCAAUUCUGCAGUCUUCUCUGUCAGAGUGCUAACUUGUCUACACUUCUCACAGAUAAAGCUGUUACUAAUGACAGAAGAAGAAUGACUAAACAUCCUGUGCUCGACACACUGAACAAGCUCAAUGUUGGCCAUGUCAAACGUAUUACACUCACCCUUAGUCAUAGCUUUCUGGUGAGGAUUUCAGACAGAUCCGAUGUGGAUGGCCUCUGUUUGCAGGCUUUAAACAACAAAAAAAAUUUGUUCUUCAAAAAGAAGUGGUGGCAAAAAUGAAAAAAAAAAGUUACUGAUGAUAGAAAUGUUUAACUUAAACCCUGUUGAAACAAGCAAGAAAUUUGAACACAGGAACUAUGUCAAAAGAACAUAAUUUUCUCUCUCUUCUCA
Messenger RNA from Pangasianodon hypophthalmus (striped catfish), 5975 nucleotides. RefSeq names its product oxysterol binding protein-like 3a (gene osbpl3a). The record is from RefSeq and is a predicted model, not a curated record. Gene Ontology annotation, molecular function: cholesterol binding. Gene Ontology annotation, cellular component: perinuclear endoplasmic reticulum; intracellular membrane-bounded organelle; plasma membrane. The transcript has 22 exons. The coding region runs from base 254 to 2608 and encodes 784 amino acids. NCBI's taxonomy places the organism in Eukaryota, Metazoa, Chordata, Actinopteri, Siluriformes, Pangasiidae.